Molecule: messenger RNA, 4843 nt
Organism: Echinops telfairi (small Madagascar hedgehog)
Lineage: Eukaryota; Metazoa; Chordata; Mammalia; Afrosoricida; Tenrecidae
Gene: PLEKHA2
Product: pleckstrin homology domain containing A2
Exons: 12
Coding region: 162-1439 (425 amino acids)
Cellular component (GO): cytoplasm; membrane
Molecular function (GO): PDZ domain binding
Source: RefSeq, a predicted model, not a curated record
GAGGUGGGGGCCAGGGGAGGGGGAGCGAGAGGUGGCGAGCGUGUGGCAGCCCGGGGAGGACCCUGCGGGCCGGAGACGCGGUCGGUCCCCAGCCCGAUGUAACCGGUCCCGCCCGAGCCCCGGCCCCUGCGCGGCGGGGGUGAUGUGAGCAGAGCCCAGGAAUGCCUUAUGUGGAUCGGCAGAACCGAAUCUGUGGGUUUCUGGACAUCGAGGAGCAUGAGAGCAACGGCAAGUUUCUGCGAAGGUACUUCAUUCUGGAUACCCAGGCCAACUGCCUUCUCUGGUACAUGGACAACCCUCAGAACCUGGCGGUUGGGGCAGGAGCUGUUGGAUCUUUGCAGCUGACCUACAUCUCAAAGGUGAGCGUGGCUACCCAGAAGCAGAAACCAAAAACUCCGUUUUGCUUUGUCAUAAAUGCCCUCUCUCAGAGGUAUUUUCUUCAAGCCAAUGACCAGAAAGAUCUUCAGGACUGGGUGGAAGCCUUGAACCAAGCCAGCAAGAUCACUGUACCCAAAGGCGGGAGCCUGCCCCCGGCUGCUGAAGUUAUCAAGAGCCCGGUAGUUCCUCCAGGCCUGGAGAAGAAGCCACAGGUGGCCUACAAGACAGAGAUCAUUGGAGGGGUGGUGGUACACACACCCAUCAACCAGAAUGGUGGGGAUGGGCAGGAAGGGAAUGAGCCAGGGUCCCACGCCAUCCUGCGAAGGUCUCAGAGUUACAUCCCCACGUCAGGCUGUCGUGCUUCCACCGGGCCCCCCCUCAUUAAGAGUGGCUACUGUGUGAAGCAAGGCAAUGUGCGCAAGAGCUGGAAACGUCGUUUCUUUGCCCUCGACAGCUUUACCAUCUGCUACUUCAAGUGUGAACAGGACCGAGAGCCACUGCGCACUAUCUCACUCAAGGAUGUUCUCAAGACCCACGAGUGUCUGGUCAAGUCUGGUGAUCUAUUAAUGAGAGACAACCUGUUUGAAAUAAUAACGAACUCCAGGACCUUCUACAUACAGGCUGACAGUCCCGAAGACAUGCACAGCUGGAUUAAGGAGAUUGGGGCAGCUGUCCAGGCCCUCAAAUGCCACCCCAGAGAAAUGUCCUUUUCUAGAUCAAUUUCCUUGACCCGACCCGGAAGCUCCACCCUUGCAAGUGGACCAAACCCUGCGCUGUUCAGAGGGCGGCCCCCUGUGGAGGAGAAAAAGACCCUCUGCAAGGCCCCCUCGGUGGCCUCCUCCUGGCAACCCUGGACACCUGUCCCCCAGGCCGGGGAAACGCUGCUGCCAGCUGAAGCGAUUCCUGAGGACUCGUUCUUCACGCCCCGACUUGGGGCGAGCAAGACUGCCGGUGGGUUGGCCGGCUCCCGGCUAAGGCACAGAUCGGAGCCCCAGCACCUGAAGGAGAAACCGUUCGUGUUCAACCUGGAUGAUGAGAAUAUACGGACCUCUGAUGUGUGACGCAAGCACAGUGCCAUGGAGGGGGCGGUGUCAAGGGGAGAAGGCAGUGAAGUGGUUUAUGGGACGGCCCUCAGAGGCACUCAUGUUCCUGUGGACUCUGUGGGAGGGGCACAUCCUGCCGGCUUGGUUGGGUGUUUUUAGGUACCAUUGUGGUGUAUUUAAUUUGGGAAAAUCACUCGUUUGAACCUAUAGACACGCUCCAUGGAGAGUAGGCAGGUUGUCUCUGGUUGCCUGUUCCACCAUCUUCCUAGUAAGGGGUGAGUUUUAGCAGCUCCUCUCCAGGGAGACUGGGAGUCCCAUUUCGCCCCUAACCAGGCUUUAUUUCCUUGUCCUUGUUUCUGUUCACUUUGUUUCCAGGCCAGGCUCUGAAACUUAGGCCAAUCACCUGGCGUUAUCCUGUUCUCGGGUUAUUGGCUGAAGUUUGACUGUGAAAUAGGGUGGUAACUCACCCAGCUGGAAGGAGGAGGUAGGGGUGGUGGAAGCCUCACGCUCCAGCUUGCUUCUGAUCCAUUCUGAGGACAGGGUCACAACCGAGAAUCAAUCGGGUUUAGAAGGUCUUCGGAGCAUAGAAUGUCUCCUGGGGGUUGGCUCUCAAGAUGACUUCUUAAGAGGAGCUAAAGGGAUUUCAGGGUAAGGUAUGGGGAAUAAUCCAAUCCCAGUGCAUCGGACAGUUCUGGAAAUUACUGUUUUCUUCUAGAUGUCCAAAUACUAUAGAGUCCGCAUUGGGAUGUGAGAGACACCCAGUGUCUGUGCCAGGCAUCGAGGAUAGGUGUAUCAGUGUUAGGGUUGUUGGGUUGUUGGGAACAUGGGCUGUGUAGAGAGUGUAAGAGUUUGCUAAUUCACAUGUGUGAUAAGUCACAUCUCUAUUUCAGUGUUGCAGGUUUGGUUUACAGCGGGUGUUGUGAAGAGAGGGAUUAUAUACAUUUAAGCAUCUUUGAUCUGUGUUUCCCAGGCAGAAGAAAAAAUCUAUUUUAGCAAAGACAUUACCUUAAAUCCUUACCUCACAGCCCACACUCCCCCCAACCCACUUCUUCCCCCUAUAAUGGGCCAUUAUUUUAAGUGCUAUGUAUUUGAUAUCCUGGUAGACUUACGUACAUUUUAUUUUGUGUGUGUUGCCUUUUGAGUGAAACUGUAUGCUUGCAUAAUCAAACCCUGUAAUUCUAAUGAGGGUCCAUGUCUUUAAUAGCUAAGAGACACAAAAAUAAUCUUGAGAUUUAUAUUUUUAAUAAAAUAGAAACUGGUAUAGAAACAUUGAUUGAGAGGUUAUGACUUUAGAGGCUAGAGAGUUCCCAGGUAGAAGAGCCUAGAUUGUGUUUUAGGGUAUUCCUUUUUCCAUUUGAUGAGCAGAUACUAUUUCCGUGUCCCUGGAAGAAUUUGCCCGUCCAACUUGGGGUUGGACCCUAAACCAGGGGUUCCCUACAAGGAGAAAUAUCUCCGCUUGUUUCCAUCUAUGACUUUACUCACCCUGAUGAAUUAUAUUUUUAAGUUAAAAAUUAAUGAUUAGAGGAAGAGCCUUAAACAAGGCACUUUUAUCUAAACAAACUCCCUCCUUCUUUAUGUCCAAAUUCAGUGUGGAGGCUGAAAACACUUGACCACAAGAUUCUGAGUAGCUUAAGAGGACCCUUAUCUUUCUGUUGGGCUAUCUAAUUCUUUGAUGUGUCACGCUGAGAACUUUUCCUGAGAGUACUGCAUCGGCAACUAUCCUGAACUUAAACUUGAUAUGGCCUAGUGAUUCUGGUAUUAAAAAAAAGGGAUAGGGAGUCAAUCAAUUUCACUCUUUCUCUUUUUACAGAUUCUUGCGUACGUUUGACCUCAGAAAUGCUUAGCUUGGGAAUUAUUUAAUAAUGUGUGAUUGAGACUACAACAUUAAAUAGCUUGGGUUUUAAAAGCCAUUUGAUACUCUUAAUUAAAAGUUCCUUGUCUCUGGUUUUACCUUUUAAUUUUUCUCAAGAAAACCCAUGGGCAUGUGAUGUUGGACUCAUGAAAUGAAAACUUGAUCUCCUGCUAAAUAUUCAUUUGUUUGUGGAAAAGAUGGCAUCUUUUGGUAUUUGAGUUUUGAAAACCUCUUUUGAAAUACACUGUCUGCCAGAUUACUACGGUUAAAUUAUUUGGCCAAUAAUAGUAAACCGAUCUGCUGACUAUUCAGUAAAGUCUACUUUGAGAAUGUGUGAGAUGAAACAUAUCCAGACUGUUAUUAUCUUGAUAAGGGAAAGCAAAGUUAAUUGGGGCAUGAGCCACAAAUUUCAGUUGGAAUUUGGGAAUUUCAAAUGAGACCCUGGUUAACAACAAAUAAAAAUGAUCUUCAGUGAAAUCAUCUAAGAAAAGCAUGCACAUUUCCAAACCUUAUUUCAGAAUUCCUUUUUAUGGGCGUGGGUGCGAUGGGGGGGCUUCCUUCAGGCUAAUGCCAGUAGUACACAUGCUGGUCAAAGAUGCUCCGUGUCCGUACUGGGAGGAAAUAGAAUAUGUGUACAGCACAAGUUAGCGGUGGAAAGUACAGGCUCUGGAAUAAAACCAAGUUGACAACAAAAAGGAGCCAGGGACUGCUUCUUGUGGAUGCAAACUCACCACCUAGCGCACCGAGUGACGCUGUGCCCAGCAGGACAGGAGUCAGGAUUUCAGGCGGUCUUCCCAGUGGCUGAACUGAUCUGGCCAGUGACCAUUCCUGAAUGCUUUGAAGUCAGUUAAAAGCAGUUUGGCUUUUUACAUUCUGUGAGGUAACACACCUGUGCUGUUAAGAAGUGCAUUGUGUAGAGUGCUUUCAGGUCAAUAUAAGAGGUACACAUCUGUUUCUCAGCACGAAGAGCUCCGGUGAGAGAGUAAAUUUACAAUUCAGGGGUUCAGCUCACCCGAAACAAGGGUUUUUCUCCCUUUCCUACUCUUGAUAUGGUCUAAAAAGACCCAGAGAAUCAAUACCCGGUGAGUCAAUGGAGCAGUGGGGGCGAUGCUUGUUAUCACUGUUAAAUUAGAUAACAGGCAGGCAACAAGAGGCUAGAAGUUGAGUUUCCACAGUCAACUUGGUUUAUAAACAUUCAUGUCAGACUAGUGUAUUAGACAUUUUCUACAGCAUCUCUUCUUAGCCCACCCGACCCACCGAUUCUGUUUUUCCUGUUAUGCCUGCAACAAUUAGCUUCCUGCUAGGUAAGCGUGUGAUUAAAGCGUAUGCCUGGCCGGAACCCGCCGCCGUUUGACCCCGUCCCGCAGCUUCUGAAGGUGUGGCAUGCAUCUGUGUUUUGGACCAGUCUGUCGGAGCUGUGAAAUGCACUCGCCGUGCGGCUGGAGCCAAGUGCAUGGAAACUGUUACGCUUCGCAUUCGAUGUGAUCACCUAAUUGGUGUGUAGCAAAAAAUAAUUUUCUAAAACUGUUUUGUUGCUUGUUUUGUAAUAAAACCAUGUGAAAUACUGAAA